This is a messenger RNA of Cryptomeria japonica (Japanese cedar), 1255 nucleotides long. Its product is annotated as homeobox-leucine zipper protein HOX17. The transcript is spliced from 4 exons. Lineage: Eukaryota; Viridiplantae; Streptophyta; Pinopsida; Cupressales; Cupressaceae. Gene Ontology annotation, biological process: regulation of DNA-templated transcription. The record is from RefSeq and is a predicted model, not a curated record. Bases 226 to 1041 code for a protein of 271 amino acids. Gene Ontology annotation, molecular function: DNA-binding transcription factor activity, RNA polymerase II-specific; sequence-specific DNA binding.
CCAUAAAAGUGUUUGGCUCUCCUACAAAAUCCCAUCUUCUCUCAUCCCAUCUAUUGCUCUGCAAAUCACAUAAUUGCAUGUUGUGAAGUUUAGGAUAAGAUAGGAAUUACAAAAUCCCAUCUUCUCUCAUCCCAUCUAUUGCUCUGCAAAUCCACACAAUUGCAUGUUGUGAAGUUUAGGAUAAGAUAGGAAUUGCAUGUUGUGAAGUUUUGGGUAAGAGAGGCUAUGGAAGUAAUGGAUGCAGUGAAUCAAGAUUGUGAUACGACUUUGGGUCUGGGAAUCAGAAUUGGUAUAAGUGGACAAUCUGAUGGCGACCCAUCUGUUCCAAUUGAGUUAGAUCUUCUCCCCUUGGCUCCCAUCCCUCGCCAUUCAGCUGUUUCAGAGGUUUUCCAAUGCACAAAGAGUUUAUCAGAGCAGGAAAUCAUUGAUGUCAAUAAGUUGCCUCUUGUAACCUCUUGUUCUACCUCUACCCAACAUGACAAUAUUGUCUCAUCUUCCCCUCACAGAGAAGGCAGCUAUGGAGUAGGUAUCAAGAGAGAACGUUGUGGGCUUAUGGAGGAAGGUUGUUGUAAAGUUAGUGAGGAAGAAGCAGAGAGUGGUGGUACAAGGAAGAAGCUCAAACUGUCAAGAGAUCAGUCUGCACUUUUGGAGGAGAGCUUCAGAGAGAACAGUACUCUUAAUACUAAACAAAAACAAGCCCUGGCCAAGAAGCUGAAUCUUCGCUCUAGACAAGUUGAAGUCUGGUUCCAAAACAGGAGGGCAAGGACCAAGCUAAAACAAACAGAAGUGGACUGUGAAUUCUUGAAGAAGUGCUAUGAAACUCUGAGGGAGGAAAACAGAAGACUGCUGAAAGAGUUAGCCCAACUGAGAUCUGUGAAAGUCGCAGCAAGCUCUCCAUUGUACAUGCAAUUGCCCAGGGCAGCUCUAAGCAUGUGUCCUUCCUGUCAAAGAGUUGUGACCUCUGAUAACACCAUGCCUUUUGCUCCUCUGCCAAAUCCACACUUCUAUACCUCAUAUAAGCACUCUUCUGUAUCAUGCUGAAGGAAUUCUUAUGUGUACUCUCACUUCAUAUCAUUCAUUUUCUGUUGAGGCUACCUCCACAUUUAGUGAGGAGCUUCUUUGCACCAGUAGAAAUGUAAACUAACAUGUAAUUAGAUAUUAGUGGGAUUUCUCCCUUGCUCUAAAUGUACUCAAAUCUAUACAAAAAUGUACUCAUAUAUUAUAUAUCUGUCAAUACACAGACUAUUAUCUGUUA